Messenger RNA from Moesziomyces antarcticus, 2730 nucleotides. Its product is annotated as PLP-dependent transferase. The transcript has a single exon. The coding region runs from base 1 to 2730 and encodes 909 amino acids. The record is from RefSeq and is a predicted model, not a curated record. Gene Ontology annotation, molecular function: dethiobiotin synthase activity; S-adenosyl-L-methionine:8-amino-7-oxononanoate transaminase activity; pyridoxal phosphate binding. Gene Ontology annotation, cellular component: mitochondrion. Gene Ontology annotation, biological process: biotin biosynthetic process. Lineage: Eukaryota; Fungi; Basidiomycota; Ustilaginomycetes; Ustilaginales; Ustilaginaceae.
AUGGCGCAUUUGUACCCGCACCUGCGCUUGCACCAGGUGUUUGGCGCAAACACCGAUGUGGGCAAGACCAUCUUUACGACGGCGCUGUGUCUGGCGUCGUCGGCGCUGCCGCUCGGCUCCACCUCGGCGGGGCCGGAGGAUGUGUUUGCGGCAUCGGCACAGGGGCUGGGAGAGCGCGUGCACUAUCUGAAGCCGGUCUCGACGGGUGCGCUGACGGACGCCGACGAUGCACACGUGUCGCGCUACGUGCCGCGUGCCCAGUACAAGACGCUGUACAGGUUCACCGAACCGGUGAGCCCGCACCUUGCGGUCGAGCUCGAGCGUCGCGCCAAGCUGGCGGAGCGGGAGACGGGACAGGAACCUGCACCGCCUAGCGACGAGGAGUUUGUGCGCGACGUCGGCAACUGGAUCCACGCUGCUGCGGCAGCACAGCACGAGGGCGCAGUGGCGUACGUCGAGACGGCCGGCGGCGUGCAUUCUCCCGGUCCGAGCGGGCUGUCCCAGUCGCAUCUUCUGCGUCCGUUGAGGAUGCCGACGGUGCUCGUGGGAUCGGCUGAGCUCGGGGGGAUUAGCACCACAAGGUCCGCAUUCGAAAGCCUGCUGGUGGCAGGAUACGACGUGGAGGCGGUGCUGCUCUUCCCCUCGCCGCGCUACGGCAACGUCGAGUACCUGCGCAAGUUCUUUGCUGACGAACACAACAUCCCCGUGUUUGGUCUGGGUGGUCCGAACGAUUCCCACACGUACGGUCCGCCACCCACGCGCAACGUCGACAGUGCUGCCGACCGUGCAGCCAUGGCGCGCUUUUACCAGGGGCUCGUCAGGGGUCGCACGCCCGAGUCGGCGGAAGAAAGCGCGGACGGAGUGUACGGUGUGGUGCGACACCUGCGCUCGCGACACGCAGCGCGCAUCCGCGAGCUGGGCAGCAUGGCGCAGCGCACGCGCGACACGUGCUGGUGGCCCUUCACCCAGCACCAGCUCACGCGCACCAACGCCGAGGUCAACGUGAUCGACAGCGCCUACGGCGACUUCUUCAGCAUGCUCGACCAACGCCCCGCCAACAGCAGCGGAGGUGGCGGGGGACUUUUGCAGCCCGUGUUUGACGGAAGUGCAAGUUGGUGGACGCAGUGUUUGGGACAUGCACCCCAGCGACUCGUGACGGCCGCAGCGCAUGCGGCGGGACGAUACGGACAUGUGCUCUUCCCCAACGGCACGCACGAACCAGCCCUCCAGCUCGCAGAACAGCUCACGGGCAAAACCACCGCCGAGGCUUCGCUCCAGACGAAUCCAGGGUAUGCAUGGGCGGACAGGGUGUUUUUCAGCGACGACGGAAGUACGGGCAUGGAGGUGGCGCUCAAGAUGGCGCUGCAGGCGUCGAUUGCGCGCUAUGGCGUGCAGGCCUCGAGCGACAGGGCGGCGGAGAAGGCCAAGCCGGGCCAGCAACCGGGGUAUAGGGGUGGCAGACCCAAGCAGGAGUGGGAGGUGCUCGGGCUUAAGGGCAGCUACCAUGGCGAUACGAUUGGCGCCAUGGAUGCGUGCGAGCCGAGCGUGUACAGCGAGGCCGUGCACUGGUACCGCGGCCGAGGCUUUUGGUUCGACCCUCCCACCGUCGAACAGCGCAGCGCAGGAAGUGUGACCAUCUCGCUCCAGGUGGCGGAUAGGGACCUUGCCGACCGCAUGCGCACGCUCCACCUGCCCAACGAGCUUAAGGGUGCCGAAGGGGCCGUGUUCGAACGCACCUACUCGUCAAUGCAAGAGGUGUACGACGUCGAGGCCCGACUCAAGGCAAACGAUCCGCUGGUGCAGUUCUACACCGACUCGAUCCGCGAUACGCUGCGCAGGCUCACCAAGGAGCAGGGACGCAAGUUUGGCGCGCUCGUGCUCGAGCCGCUCGUCAUGGGUGCUGGCGGCAUGGUGUUUGUCGACCCGCUCUUCCAGCGUGUGCUCAUCGACACGUGCCGUGCCAGCCAGGACCUCUUCUCGCUCACCGACCCCCCACUCUCGUCAUCCACCGCCGUCGCUGCGGAAGGGUGGCAGGGGAUCCCCGUGAUCUUUGACGAGGUGUUCGCGGGGCUCUAUCGUCUGGGUGCAUGCACGACCGCAUCGGUGCUGGGAACUACGCCCGACAUCUCGGUGCUCGCCAAGAUCCUCACGGGAGGCAUGGUGCCCAUGUCGGUCACGCUUGCGUCUUCGGCCAUCUUUGACGUGUUCAACCGCUCCGACUCCAAGGUCGAUGCGCUGCUGCACGGACACAGCUACACGGCGCAUCCGAUCGGCUGUGCGGUGGCGAUCGAGACGCUCAGUGCGAUCGAGACGCUCAAGCAGUCGUCUGACUGGAAGCAGGCUCGGGCACAGUGGCAGGCGGGGGAGAAGGGCGUCUGGUCGUUCUGGUCCAAGGAUGCGGUGGAGGAGCUGACGGCGCUGGAGGGAGUCGAUCAUGCUGUCGCCAUGGGCUGCGUCCUCAAGGUGGCGAUUAAAGACAACCAGGGCGGAUACACUUCGACUGCGGCCGUGGAUGUGCUCAAGAAGCUGCGGUACGCAAAGUCGGCCAGCCAGGGCCAUCCCAGUGUGCCCACGCAGCAGCCGGAGGAUGAGGAGACUCUGCCGUACAACGUGCAUGCGCGCCCGCUGGGCAACGUCAUCUACCUCAUGUCGUCGCUCAACACCCCGCCUAGCGUGCUGCGCACCUCGGAACGCGUGCUGCACAAUGCACUGCGCUCCGCCACCUCGUAG